GACGACGAACGAAAGAAAUUUAAUUCAUUUCUUUGCCAAUCCGAAAUUGCUCCAUCCACCAAACCAACCAACCAACAACCAUUGAAGGAAGAGAGCAAUGUUAAUAAUAUCAUCCACCACCAAACUAAAAGAACUAAAAGUGAUAUAAUAUUCAUACCCAAGAGACAGAAACCAUUUCGAGAAGGAUGACCAAAAGAAUUCUCGUACUUACUCUCAUCUUCGGUUUUGUUAAAAAAUAAAUAACGGAGAGAAAGUUCAAUCGUGAACACUAUUCUGACACGGGACGAUAAUUGACUCGGUCUUGGGGAAAGGAAGUUUGCGAAUAAAGAAAGAAUGUGAACUAUCAAUAAGUGUCAGCCAGUACUGCGGAUCGGAUGCAUCGGAUCAAGAAAAAGUCUUUAAUGAAGUGAUGUGGGUGACGUCGUCGUGUCAGUCCCAGUUUUUGCGGAUGUGGCGUUAAUAUUUGUUUGUCGUCAAUUUGGAAAGAAAGAAGGAGUGGACCCUGCGUGACCCCAGCAGCAGUUGCAAUCUCCACUCCGAAGUUACUUUGUUCUUCCAACCUCACAUCACAAUUAAUGCAGUUAAGCUAUAUGGCGAGGACCGAGGACGAUAGACCGAAUUGUUGUUACCUUCUGAUUUAUCACCAACUGUGAUGUGGUGAUGUUAAGAAAUUCAUUUAUUAUCAUCACUUGUGCCGGUGGUUUUGUGUUCCAUAAAUUAUAUAAUUCUCCAAGUGCUUCAUAUAAUAAGUUACAUUGAUUCGAAAGAGUGAAAGUGUUUUGGUUAGUUCGAAACCAUAAAAAAGUGACAACGAAGCAACAUUAACUGUAAUUUGACGGAUUUCCUACUUUUGUAAGUGAAGAGCUAUCAAUGAUUGUUUUCGGAUGUGUAGUUUUUAUUGUUUUUUAUGAUUUAAUAAUCUAAUUAUUUUGUUUGCAAGAGAUUUUCUUUUUUACUGCAUUAUCUUAAUUAUACUGUGUUGAUUUGCAUUUCACAUCAACCUACCGUUGUUGUUUAUUUGAUCGUAAAAGUUUUACCCGGUGUUCCAAUUGAUUUUCAAGUAACUGACGCCACGAUGAAGUCCGGCAGUAUUGAUGAUGGUGAUGCGGACGAAGUUGGGAAGGAGUUGACGGAAGAACUCUAUCAAGACAACCGGAGACCUCGAAUCCAAAGCAGAGGUGACACGGAUAACCCCAACAUCACUCCCACCAUGGCUGCGACCACCACCAACACAUUUGUCGACCGGAUCGACCCCUUUGCCAAAAGGUCGCUGAAGAAGAAGCAGAAAAAGUCCCAAGGGUCAUCACGAUAUCAUCAAACUAAUGAAGCCGACCUCGUACCUCUUCCAUCCUUCAAAGAUGUACCACCUGCGGAGCAUGAAGACUUAUUUGUCAGAAAACUACGCCAAUGUUGUAUAGCAUUUGACUUCCUCGACCCCGUUGCGGACUUGAAGGGCAAAGAAAUAAAGAGGGGGGCAUUGAACGAGCUGGUUGACUACAUCACAGCCAAUCGGGGUGUCCUCACAGAGCCCGUGUAUCCAGAAAUCAUUCAAAUGAUUGCUCGCAACCUAUUCCGAGCAUUACCGCCUCUCCAAUCCCCCGACUUUGAUCCUGAAGAAGACGACCCAACAUUCGAAGCUUCUUGGCCCCAUUUACAGUUGGUGUACGAAUUCUUUUUGCGUUUCCUGGAAUCUCCAGAUUUUCAACCUAGUAUUGGGAAAAAAGUCAUCGACCAAAAGUUUGUGUUACAGCUGUUAGAACUGUUCGAUAGUGAAGAUCCAAGGGAGCGAGAUUUCCUGAAAACAGUGUUACAUCGAAUAUAUGGAAAGUUUCUUGGACUGCGUGCAUUCAUAAGGAAACAAAUCAAUAACAUCUUCCUUCGAUUCAUCUACGAGACGGAACAUUUCAACGGAGUGGGUGAACUGUUGGAGAUAUUGGGGAGCAUCAUUAAUGGCUUUGCAUUACCUUUGAAAAUGGAACACAAACAAUUUCUUGUCAAGGUUCUCAUACCACUUCACAAGGUGAGGAUGGUUCGGUGUUUAGCACUUUACCACGCUCAGCUGGCCUAUUGCGUGGUACAGUUUCUGGAAAAGGAUGCAAGUCUUACCGAACCUGUGGUCUUGGGUCUUUUAAAGUUUUGGCCGAAAACUUGUUCUCAAAAGGAGGUUAUGUUUCUUGGCGAAAUUGAGGAAAUACUAGAUGUAAUAGAACCCACGCAGUUUGUAAAAAUUCAAGAGCACUUGUUUCGCCAAAUCGCCCGGUGCGUUUCAAGUCCUCAUUUCCAGGUGGCUGAGCGUGCAUUAUAUUUCUGGAAUAAUGAAUACAUAAUGUCGCUUAUAGAAGAAAAUAAUGGGGUCAUCAUGCCAAUAAUGUUCGCUGCAUUAUAUCGAAUUUCGAAGGAGCACUGGAAUCAAACGAUAGUCUCAUUAGUAUACAAUGUACUGAAAACCUUCAUGGAGAUGAAUCCUGAUCUGUUCAACAGCUUGACCACAUCAUAUAAAGCCGAACGUCAAAAAGAGAAAAAACGUGAAAAGGAAAGAGACGAACUGUGGAAGAAGCUGGGAGACCUAGAAUUAAGUUAUCAAAAUGCAAAUAAUGUAGGAAAUUUAAAUAGUUCGGGUAAUGCCAUUUCAACAUCUGACCUCCCAAAUUCGACGUCGAAAUAACCCAUUUGGAUCUGCUCCAUCUACAAUUAAUUAUUGUCAAAACAUGGAAUGAAAAUCAAGCGGCGUUACCAGUUUGUAGUUUUUAAAGAAGAAAUUAGAUCGAACGAAAAACGACGACAUCUUCUCGACGACGAUAGUGUUUCUACGACGAAUGUUAUUGAUACUUAAGAGAGUGUCCAUACGGCUCACAGCUUUUUAUAAGUUAUGACAAAAUUGAAAAAAUAUGAACUGCCCGAGUAACAAUCAUCUAUGCAAUUCCCAUAUUUACAUAAACUGUAUUUUGUUAAAACCGCAAAAUUUCAAUCUGAAAGUACAUAUUAUUAUUAUUCAAAGAAAGGUUGAUACAUAUAUUACUCUUGUAUGAUCUGCAACUUCGUACAUAUUAUUGUUUGUUCCUCUUGCAGACUUUUCUGUUUUCUAGUGCCAUAAUCCACAACAUUAUUGGGGUGGCUUCAAGUUGUUGAAAAUCAAUGUUUUUUCCUUAUUACUUUAAAUACUGUUACUGCUAUUACAUAUGCUUUUGCAGUCAACUUGGAAAUUGGCCAAAUGUGUUUAGGAUGGAAAGGUUGCAUACUUAUUUUGAGAAAUGUUUUUGUAAUAAACACGUUGCGCUACAUCGGAAUUUGUCACUACUUGUUAUGCUACUUGGUUGGUCUUACGUAAGAGUCGUCGUCGUUGGGAUGGAUUAGAUAACCCACGUUCUUGGUCGUCCCAGCAAGUAGGUUUUAGUCUGUGACGGAAGCGGGUGUUGGGUGAUUUGCAACAUUCUUUUGAUUCAGGAGCACUUGUAUACUUUAAAAGCAUAGAACAAAAUUGUCCUUAGUUAAAUUAGUACUUACAAACUAUUUCAAUAAUAAUUGUGACGCAUACAUACAUCUAUCUGAUGGCUGGCUGGGAAAUUACUGGGGGAUACUUACUUGGAUGACUUUCUUGGGUCAAGAUAACUAUAAUUUUAUAAGGAAUGGAAUGCUCACUCACUCGACUAUUUAAGAGCCCCAAAAAUUAACCUUUACUACCUACUACGGCCAAUAGGAUAUUAAAUUAGUGACUGACGAUGACGAUGAUCUAUGCUAAUAAUAAUACAUAUAUAAAAGCACAUUCAAAAGUAAUAAGUUUGAAAUGUAACUCUUUCUAGUACCUCAUCUCCCACUACUGCGUGCGAAAUCAGAGUCGACUAGAACUGCAGUUUCACUUUGAACAUUUUGAAAUUGAGAGUGGAGACAAAAAACUACUACUCUUGUUAAUCUGGUGUAAUUCCUCCUUCCUUCAACAAUAACGGUUGGUAGGAAUGAACUGAGUCAUAAUUUAUGUCUCUAUUUUGCGUACGUUGUUCGAAGAAAUGUGUACGAGUAAAAUUCAAUCACUUGCUGUAUCUUCCAUCUCUAAAAAAACUUAUACAAUUUGAACUACUGUCUAAAUACCUACAUACCUACCUACACAAACACGAAAGCGACUUUGUUGAGUAAAAAUGAAAACGAAGAAAAUUGCGUAGAAAAGAUGCUGACUUACUAAAAUAUUUUAAUUAACAUAAAUAGGAUCAAUUGCAAUUUAAUUAACUUAUUAAGUGGGUUGGAUUAAGUAGUCAGCAGGGUAUUUAGUUACGCCAAGAGUUACAAUGUAAAUAUUAAAGUCUAUCGUAGCACUAGGACUGACAAUUCGCUAUAGUACCUUUAAUCCAUAUUAUUAUCAUUAUUAUUAUCAUUGUUAUUACUAUUGUUAUAUACCAAAAGUGUGUGUAGCCGACUGAUGGAACAAGAAGAAGAGGUUUAAUGAAAUCUUAAGUCAGUUGCCCGUGUAUAAUACAAAAGUUAACUCAUAUAACAUAUAUGCGGUAUUUUGGUUGUAUUGUAGCAUUAUUAUUGUCAUUAUCUUUCUGUAUUGAUGGAUACUUUUAAUCAACCUGACUAAUUAAGCGAAUCACGUCGUACUAUGCAUGUAAACUUUAACCUGAACGAAAAUUAUUAUGGAUUUGGAGGGUCUGUAAUGAAUUGCAGAUGUUCAUUUGGCAUGGUAGGAUAAUGGAAUAUAAAAAUAUCAGUCAGAUUAAUUGUUUGGAGCCCCACCACCUGAACACACCCAACAACCUCGGUUUCAUAUAAUGUUACUUUUACUAUAUACGUAUAUCAUAUGGUAAUAUAUAUAGUAUACAUCACAUACCCUGUCAUCCUGUCCACUAUUUAUUAUUAUUAUUAUUAUUAUCAAAACCGUUGUUCUUUAUUUUCGGUUGUACGCUCAUGAGUCAUGAGAGUGUUGGAUGCAGUCUUAAUAACUUAAUUAAUGAUCUUAUCAUGAUAUGAGUGUGAGAACUUACAAAAAACCUUACAUGAGUUGCUUUCUGUUGUGCAUCGAUGUGAAUGUGUCGCACUAAUUUGUAGACUUUAAAUACAAAGUAUUUUAAUUUAUAUUAUGUGUCAUUAUCAUUGUUUCUUUCAUAAUGUUCAACGGUUCGUUAUCGCUAGGUUAAGUAAAAUAUUUAAUCUAGUGGAUUUAAACAUUGUGAUUUUAAAUUUUAAUGAUUAAAGCUUAAAAUUAACAAAGUGAAA
Molecule: messenger RNA, 5208 nt
Organism: Folsomia candida
Lineage: Eukaryota; Metazoa; Arthropoda; Collembola; Entomobryomorpha; Isotomidae
Gene: wdb
Product: serine/threonine-protein phosphatase 2A 56 kDa regulatory subunit epsilon isoform
Exons: 18
Coding region: 1076-2665 (529 amino acids)
Biological process (GO): protein dephosphorylation; signal transduction
Cellular component (GO): cytosol; protein phosphatase type 2A complex; nucleus
Molecular function (GO): protein phosphatase activator activity
Source: RefSeq, a predicted model, not a curated record